Molecule: messenger RNA, 2344 nt
Organism: Aethalodelphis obliquidens (Pacific white-sided dolphin)
Lineage: Eukaryota; Metazoa; Chordata; Mammalia; Artiodactyla; Delphinidae
Gene: LMBR1L
Product: limb development membrane protein 1 like
Exons: 17
Coding region: 341-1810 (489 amino acids)
Biological process (GO): signal transduction; receptor-mediated endocytosis
Cellular component (GO): plasma membrane
Molecular function (GO): transmembrane signaling receptor activity
Source: RefSeq, a predicted model, not a curated record
UUGUCGCUCUGCCUCUUGUAAAAUAGAACCGGGACUUGCGCUUCCUCUUAGCGUGCCUAUCGGCUGGUGUCUGCGUUGAAACUCUACGGAAGCCUGACCUUAAAGGGGAGGGAGCAGCGGGGGGCCGGGGCCCUUUAAAACGAGGCCCGCGGGUGCCUGCCCCUUUAAGGGAAGGGCGUCCAGACGACAGAACCUGAGCCCCAGAUUACCCCGAGUCUUCGUCACAGGCUGCAAGAAACGGCUCCUUCGCUGGGUCCGGGUGCUUGGCGGCGGCGGUUUCAUCCCCGCUGGUCCUCCCCGGGCCCGGAGACACCCCCACCCCAGUCAUGCUGAGCAGAGUAUGGAAGCAGCUGACUACGAAGUGCUAUCCGUGCGAGAGCAGCUAUUCCACGAGAAGGUCCGCGAGUGCAUUAUCUCAACACUUCUGUUUGCGACACUCUACAUCCUCUGCCACAUCGCCCUGACCCGCUUCAAGAAGCCUGCUGAGUUCACCACAGCGGAUGAUGAAGAUGCUACAGUCAACAAGAUUGCGCUCGAGCUGUGCACCUUCACCCUGGCAGUCGCCCUGGGUGCUGUCCUGCUCCUGCCCUUCUCCAUCAUCAGCAAUGAGGUGCUGCUCUCACUGCCUCGGAACUACUACAUCCAGUGGCUCAACGGCUCCCUCAUCCAUGGCCUCUGGAACCUCGUUUUCCUCUUCUCCAACUUGUCCCUCAUCUUCCUCAUGCCCUUUGCAUAUUUCUUCACUGAGUCUGAGGGCUUCGCUGGCUCCAGAAAGGGUGUCCUGGCCCGGGUCUACGAGACGGUGGUGAUGCUGAUGUUCCUCACUCUGCUGGUGCUGGGAAUGGUGUGGGUGGCGUCAGCCAUUGUGGACAACAGUAAGGCCAGCACGGAGUCCCUGUAUGACUUCUGGGAGUACUACCUCCCCUACCUCUACUCCUGCAUCUCCUUCCUCGGGGUCCUGCUGCUCCUGGUGUGUACUCCGCUAGGUCUCGCCCGCAUGUUCUCGGUCACUGGGAAGCUGCUGGUCAAGCCCCGGCUGCUGGAGGACCUGGAGGAGCAGCUGCACUGCUCAGCCUUUGAGGAGGCAGCUUUGACCCGCAGGAUUUGCAAUCCCACUUCCUGCUGGCUGCCCUUGGACAUGGAACUGCUGCACAGACGGGUCCUGGCUCUGCAGACACAGAGGGUCCUGCUGGAGAAGCGGCGGAAGGCUUCAGCCUGGCAGCGGAACCUGGGCUACCCACUGGCCAUGCUGUGCUUGCUGGUACUGACGGGUCUGUCUGUGCUCAUUGUGGCCAUCCACAUCCUGGAGCUGCUCAUCGAUGAGGCUGCCAUGCCCCGGGGCAUGCAGGGUGCCUCCCUGGGCCAGGUCUCCUUCUCCAAGCUGGGCUCCUUUGGUGCCGUCGUUCAGGUCGUACUCAUCUUUUACCUGAUGGUUUCCUCGGUCGUGGGAUUCUACAGCUCUCCACUCUUCUGGGGACUGCGGCCCAGAUGGCAUGACACAGCCAUGACGCAGAUAAUUGGGAACUGUGUCUGUCUCCUGGUCCUAAGCUCAGCACUUCCUGUCUUCUCUCGAACCCUGGGGCUCACUCGUUUGGACCUUCUGGGUGACUUCGGACGCUUCAACUGGCUGGGCAAUUUCUACAUCGUGUUCCUCUACAAUGCAGCCUUCGCGGGCCUCACCACUCUCUGUUUGGUGAAAACCUUCACCGCAGCUGUGCGGGCAGAGCUGAUCCGGGCCUUUGGGCUGGACAGACUGCCAUUGCCGGUUUCCGGUUUCCCCCGGGCAUCUAGGAAGACCCAGCACCAGUGACCUCCAGCUGGGGGUGGGAGGGAGAAAACUGGACACUGCCAUCUGCUGCCCAGGCCUGGAGGGGUGCCCAGGGGUGGGUGGACCUCAGGACCUGGAAUCUGAGAGGGUGGGUGGCAGAGGGGAGCUGAGCUGUCUGCACUGUUGCAUCAUCUGAGCCAGAGUUUGGGACCGGGCCCCCCAGCUUUUCCAGAUUUAACUGUGGGCCCCAGCGUGAGGUGGGGCUGGGUGACUGGGUCUGGCUCCCUGUCCCAAAUUCGUUUACACAUCAAUCUGCCUCACUGCUGUUCCGGGCCAUGCCCAUAGCCAUGUUUACAUGAUUUGAUGUGCAAUAGGGUGGGAUGGGCGCAGGGGAGGGACUGAGCUGGGGGCAGACUUGGAAGGCAGAUUGUCUCCCUUGCCUCUGGCCCAGCAGAGCCUAAGCCCUGUGCUAUCCUGGAGGAGCUAUGGACCACUGGAGAGACGGGGUCAUAGGGAGGAGAGGCCACAACCAUCAGCAAUAAAGUUGAUCCCAGGGUCUGCUUUGGUUUUUUUAAA